Messenger RNA from Lachancea lanzarotensis, 600 nucleotides. RefSeq names its product LALA0S03e05248g1_1 (gene SLX9). Lineage: Eukaryota; Fungi; Ascomycota; Saccharomycetes; Saccharomycetales; Saccharomycetaceae. The coding region runs from base 1 to 600 and encodes 199 amino acids. The record is from RefSeq and is a predicted model, not a curated record. Gene Ontology annotation, biological process: maturation of SSU-rRNA from tricistronic rRNA transcript (SSU-rRNA, 5.8S rRNA, LSU-rRNA). The transcript has a single exon. Gene Ontology annotation, cellular component: nucleolus; preribosome, small subunit precursor; 90S preribosome.
AUGGUAGCGAAAAAGAGAAGUCAGUUACGGGCCAAAGCUGCGCUUCGGCUUGGCCACGCGAAAGACGAAAAUGAUGAUAAUGGAACUGUUGAACAAGUGAAUCUUCCCGAAGAUCCAAAGGCUUUCUUGCAUCAGGCCCGUGAAUCCAAGAAGGAUAAAAUUCUCAACAAAUCUCAGUCUUUCCUCUCGAAGUUACAUGACAAUUCCGCUUUGAGCGGUUCUAUAUCAAAGUCUGCUUUGAGACGUCGGAAGCGGAAAACCAGGGACCAACUUAAACCACGAAUGGAAGAUUUGCUAGUCUCACUCGAACAAGAUGGCGUGGAAAAUGCCACUUCUGAUUUGGCUAAUAGUGCGCAAGAACAAGAUUCGAUGGCCCCACCCGCAAAAAAAGUUACCAGGAUAUCAAGAGCACCUAUUCCACAAGCAGAAGCCGGAUCUGUUUUAAUACGAAAAAACGAACCAAGUAUGCGCAAUCAGCGUGGUGCUAAGCAACUGACUGGAAAGGAGAUUGAUAGAUUUCAAAGCGUUUUAAAAAACAAGCAAUUCCAGCAAAGCCCUUUUGCGGCCCUCAAAGAGGUUAUCAAAGCUCAGAAAAACUGA